GCUCAAUUAAAAAUGAGAAACAGACCCGACCCAACUACAAUUGUCACAAAACAAAGAGAGACUCCCCCUUCCAAAAUCCAUGGACUCGCGAUGCAUUUCUCUUUAUAUAAUAAACAAAAACCCCACAUUUUCCCAACAUCCAAACAAGAAACAGAAAAACCUUAAAAAAAUGAGCAGUCUUUCCAUCCACCCACUAAUUCAGUUAAAAACCCACCAUCAAUUUCGCGCCAAAAAAACCAGAAAAUCCAUAGCUAUCCGUGCUUCCAGUGAUAACCCUCAAAGCCAAAGACAACAACAACAACAGCUCAAUCUCUCUGUUCUUCGUUUCACUUUUGGGAUACCUGGACUGGAUGAAUCAUACUUACCAAGAUGGAUUGGAUAUGGGUUUGGUUCCCUUUUGAUAUUGAAUCAUUUUCUGGGGUCCAUUCCAGACACCACUCAAGCACAGCUGAGAACUGAGGUUUUAGGACUUUCUUUGGCUGCUUUCUCUGCUGCACUUCCGUACUUUGGAAGGUUUCUUAAGGGUGCUACUCCAGUCGAUCAGGGAACUCUUCCUCAAGAUGCCGAGCAAAUUUUUGCAAUGUCCCAGAAUAUUUCUGAUGCUCAGAAGGUGGAUUUGGCAUGGGCAACAUACAUUUUAUUGCGCAAUACAAAUACCAUAGCUGUGUUGAUAUCAAUUCAAGGUGAAUUAUGUGUUCGUGGAUAUUGGAAGACUCCAGAUAAGAUGUCAAAAGAUGAAGUGCUUGAUUGGUUUAAGGAACAGAUUGAAAAUAUUGGCUUGUCUGACGUGAAGGACACCCUCUAUUUUCCUCAGACUACAGAAUCUGAGAUUUGGGAGAUGCUUCCCGAGGGAACUCGUUCGCUACUGGUAGAGCCUGUGCUUCAAGCAACAGUCCAAAGUGGCAAUAAGACAGAAAAUAAUGAAGGUUUUAUUCUGUUGGCUUCAAGCAUGGGGUACGCUUAUAGUGAUAAAGACAGAGCCUGGAUAAGAGCAACUGGAAACAAAUUUAGAGGUAAAAGCACAUGUUCAGAAUUAUAACUAAAUCUGUGACUCAAUUUUCUCUGUAGAUUCAAUGUUCAAUUUUAUUGGAAAGUCUGUUUUAGUUCUUGCAUUUCUCUCUGCAUUCAAAUGUCAGUACUUGGCUGUGCUAGUGCAAUUCCCUGAGACAAUUUGCUGCCCGCAAGUUUAUACUCCUUUUAUA
Messenger RNA from Populus nigra (black poplar), 1202 nucleotides. RefSeq names its product protein COFACTOR ASSEMBLY OF COMPLEX C SUBUNIT B CCB2, chloroplastic. Gene Ontology annotation, biological process: cytochrome b6f complex assembly. The transcript is spliced from 6 exons. NCBI's taxonomy places the organism in Eukaryota, Viridiplantae, Streptophyta, Magnoliopsida, Malpighiales, Salicaceae. Bases 80 to 1039 code for a protein of 319 amino acids. The record is from RefSeq and is a predicted model, not a curated record.